This is a messenger RNA of Chelmon rostratus (copperband butterflyfish), 2447 nucleotides long. It is a transcript of the gene tor1, whose product is annotated as torsin family 1. Gene Ontology annotation, cellular component: endoplasmic reticulum lumen; nuclear envelope; endoplasmic reticulum. Gene Ontology annotation, biological process: protein localization to nucleus; nuclear membrane organization. The record is from RefSeq and is a predicted model, not a curated record. Bases 146 to 1186 code for a protein of 346 amino acids. The transcript has 5 exons. NCBI's taxonomy places the organism in Eukaryota, Metazoa, Chordata, Actinopteri, Chaetodontiformes, Chaetodontidae. Gene Ontology annotation, molecular function: kinesin binding; ATP hydrolysis activity; ATP binding.
GCGCCUCCACUUCCAGCUGUCUCCAGUGUUGUUUACUUAGCCCGCUUUGGCGAACAACUUGAGGCGCUUACUGGGACGCUGAGUUGUUUCUUUUGUGUGUGUGUGUUUUGUUUUUCGUGUGAUGAAGCAGUAACAUUUCUGCGAAAUGAAACCGAAGAAGCGACACGUCCUGCUGCUGUGGAUGCUUGUCUGCUCCGGCAUGACGGAGGCGAUCGAGCCCAUCAGCACCAGCAUAGCGGUUGGCAUGGCUGCAGCUCUCACCGGGUUUUUAGCUAGCUAUCAGAACAUCCUCUACUAUUUCCACGAGUGCUGUCGACCCGAGUGGAUUUCUUUCAACAGGACAGGUCUCAAGGAUGACCUGGAAAGCAAACUGUUCGGACAGCACAUCGCGUCUCGCAUCAUCCUGAAAGCUGUGAAUGGAUUCAUGAGCAACGACAACCCGAAGAAGCCUCUGGUGCUCUCUCUGCACGGAUGGACCGGCACAGGGAAGAACUUUGUCAGUCAGCUGAUCGCCGAAAGCAUUUAUAGAGAGGGAAUGGACAGCAGCUUUGUUCAUGUCUUCACAUCUGAGCUUCACUUCCCACAUUCGAGUCAAUUUGAUACCUACAAGUCUCAGCUACAGCAGUGGAUUAAAGGCAAUGUCACCAACUGUGCACACUCCAUGUUCAUCUUUGAUGAGAUGGACAAAAUGCAUCCCGGCUUGAUCGACAGCAUAAAGCCGUACCUGGACUACUACGACAAGCUGGACGGGGUUUCAUAUCGGAAAGCCAUCUUCAUCUUCCUCAGCAACGCUGGAGGAGAUAGCAUCAUACAGACAGCUUUAGAUUUCUGGAGAGCAGGGAGAGAUCGAGAAGAGAUGGAGCUCAAAGACCUGGAAACGGUGCUCUCUCUGUCAGUGUUCAACAACAAGAAAAGUGGCUUGUGGCAUACAAGCUUGAUUGACAAGAACCUGGUGGACUUCUUCGUCCCGUUUCUGCCUCUGGAGUACCGGCACGUCGUGCAGUGCGCCAUGGCCGAGAUGAAAGCCAGAGGACUUCAGCCAGACCAGAAGGUGGCAGACCAGGUGGCCAGAGAUUUAGUCUAUUUCCCCAAAUCUGAGAGGGUGUUCUCUGUCAAAGGCUGCAAGACGAUAGAGAGCAAGCUGCUACUACACAUAGCGUCAGCGACUGAUGGACGCCAUGCUUGAUCACUAUGUGCACUUUUUUAAAUAAAAACACUCUUGGCCAAAGGACUGAAGAGAGGAAGUCAGGCUGACCGGUCUCUGCGGAGGUUUCUCUGUCUGACCUUGUGGCCUCAUGGAGGAUUUCGGAUGGCCGUCUACAGUGUUGCAUCUCGGUUACACUGAACGUAGAGGCUGACGAAAGAGCCACGCCAGUUGAAUGAAAAAAUUAUAAGACUGGAAAUGCUAUCCUGUGUAACUGAUUAAGGGUUUUAAUCUCCACAUGUAUGUCACAGCACAGUGAGAUUCUCUGAGACGGUUUUUGUUUUCCUGCGAGCUUCUGAAUGACUUACUGGUUUUCCUUCCGUCAGUCAAACUACAGCAUGUCACUGUUGUGCACCUCUUGUUCUUCAGUGUAUACUCCAUAUAUAUGGAUUACAGCCUUAAUUCUCUCUAAUUUCCCAAGAAUGAAUUUUUUUUUUUUUUUUAAAUCUACUGAGUUAUUUUACACUCAUACAUGUACAUGUGAGUUCAUUAGCAGUCGGUGUUGGCCUUGGUGGGUGCUGCUUAUAGCAAAGUCUCUCACUUUUCAAAUACAGAAAUGCAAAAUUCCAAAAACUCUGUUUAUAUGUAUCAUAUUUAAAUCACCAUUAGCGAGAUUUUUAUACAGUGCAGCCACACACUUUUAAUAUAUAACAUGGUUAAUGUGAUACAUGAGUAAUAUACACUGUAAUUGAUAUGGAUGUGUCCAUAGCAAACUGUUUCCAGAUGUAAAUUUGCCUUAAAGUUAUGAUCCUUAACACUAUGACUGGACUCUGUAGCUGCAGUUGGACACUGUAUGAACUCAGGAUAGUAAUUUCUCACAACACAAAAACAAAUGUUUGAUUUUACCAAAACUUGACUUUAGUAUUGUUGAAAUUGCAGAUUGUUCUGAAUACACAUUUUUAAUGAGAUUGUGUGAAACAGAGUGGUUGAUUAUUUAGUUAUUUAAAAUUCAGCCUGAAGUAAAACACAAGUGCUCUCUUCUAUAAUGUGUCGUUCGGUGGGCCGUCCUGAACGUAGCUCUCCUCUGAUGUUGUGGAAGGAAAUGUUGGUUUCUCAAAAUCUGACGCCUUUGAAACCACAACAAGAAAUCUUAAUGAUGAUAAUGUUAUUAGUAUAUAAGUCUUUGUAGUGGCUCACAGUUGGCAGCUGUAUGUGAAGGAGGUUAUCGUCGACCCUGAAAGAACAUUGUUGGUGUGGAUGGACGGCAAACACACCAGACAAACAAAUCACAAAUAAAAUAUGA